Messenger RNA from Macadamia integrifolia, 1168 nucleotides. RefSeq names its product probable WRKY transcription factor 24. The record is from RefSeq and is a predicted model, not a curated record. The transcript is spliced from 3 exons. The coding region runs from base 208 to 897 and encodes 229 amino acids. NCBI's taxonomy places the organism in Eukaryota, Viridiplantae, Streptophyta, Magnoliopsida, Proteales, Proteaceae. Gene Ontology annotation, molecular function: sequence-specific DNA binding; DNA-binding transcription factor activity. Gene Ontology annotation, biological process: regulation of DNA-templated transcription.
AGGGUCACAAGGUUUUCUUUUCUGAAGACCAAAUCUAAUCUCAUCUGUUCUCCCUUACACAGGAAUAAGUCAAAAAACUGACCAAACCAUUAAGAAGAUAAGGCUUUUGAGACUUCAUUCUGUAGAAAAGCACAAACCCUAGCAUUCAAGAAGAGAUUACCACAGAGAGAAAGAGAGAGAGAGAGAGAGAGAGAGAGAGAGAAAGAGAUGUCCUCCACGUCCCAAGCUAUGCUUAACCAGGGCUUGUUUGAGGAUCAAGAUCAUAUGUCAUCCCAGUUGGGUUUCUACACAUCUCCUCCAAGUUGGAAUUUUACUCCACUGGGGUGUUACCAAUCUUUAAGAUUCCUCAGCAGUAGCAACCCUUCUUCAACCGGAGCAGAUAUCACCUGUAAUAACCUCUCUGAUCAAAACAUCUCUACCACGGCUCCAAAGCACCGAGAUGUUUCUUCUCUUCUGGGUGAAUUCGAAACUGCAUCACUGCAAAGAUCGAGUCACAAUAUCUGGCCAUGGGGGGAAGUGAAUCAAUACGUGGGCAGUAAGAAUAAAUGUUUGGGAGAUGAUAACUUGGGAGUUGCAGCAAUGAAGAUGAAGAAAGUGAAGGCAAGGAGGAAGGUGAGAGAGCCAAGGUUUUGUUUCAAGACACUAAGCGACAUCGAUGUGCUUGAUGAUGGUUACAAAUGGAGAAAAUACGGCCAGAAAGUGGUGAAGAACACACUGCAUCCAAGGAGCUACUACCGGUGUACACAGGACAAUUGUCGUGUCAAGAAACGCGUCGAACGAUUAGCGGAGGACCCACGAAUGGUGAUCACGACCUAUGAAGGGAGACAUGCUCAUUCUCCAUCACAAGAUAUGGAAGGCUCAGAGUCUUCAUCUCAAAUGAAUAAUUUCUUCUGGUAGUGGUAGUGGUAGUGGUAGUGGUAGUAGUACUACUCCCCUGGAGUCACUUGAAAAUCCAUAUUCCAUCAUCAUGUCUUAUGUACUAGUUUGUUCCUCUUGUGUGAUAGAUAGCCUGAAAAGAAAAAAGAAGGGUUCCUCUCCCAUGGGCCAUGGCCAAUUUCUAGAUUUGAAAAUAAACAUUUGGCUUGGAAAAUGCUUUUGUUCUCUUCUUCUACCUCCUUUGCUGUUGGCUGGUUAAUAAGAGGGUUCUUGCUUUGCAUUAUUGGCAUUA